AGACACGCUGCGCACGGAGCCUCUCCACUUUCUCCAAGAUGUUUCCGAGACACGGCCUGACCGAGUCCAGCCAGAUAUGAGGAUUGUGCGUUGCGCGUCAAGUUUGAUUUGUAGAGUCGAAGAGAUCAUUCCAGCCAGAUAGCCGAAGCUCCUCGACUCCUCUCUCACUUUGUUUUGCUCACUUUUAAAACGUGCAACAGCUAGAGUAGGUGAAGAUUUUUCCAAACACCACGCAGCUGAGCCAACUUGAAAGCUGACGAAGACGGCACCGGAGUGACCAUCUGGAAAGACGAGCCAUGAGUUCCGAGAAGAGCAAAAUGGAGGAUGAAGCGGUGUUGGACAGAGGAGCGUCCUUUGUCAAACAUGUCUGUGAUGCAGAGGAAGUGGAAGGUCACCACACUGUGUACAUUGGUGUGCAUGUUCCCAAGAGCUACCACCGGAGGAGACGCCACCGACGCAAGUCCAGCCACAAGGACAGGCGGGAACGAAGCGAGCAGAGUACGGAAGGAUACAAGUCGGAUGGGGAGAACGCAGACGAUCCCGCUGCUAACGUCCUCAAACCUCUCAUUUCUCCAGCUGAGAGGAUUCGGUUUAUCCUGGGAGAGGAGGACGAUGGCCCACCGCCUCCUCAGCUCUUCACCGAGCUGGAUGAGCUGCUGGCCGUGGACGGACAGGAGAUGGAGUGGAAGGAGACGGCCAGAUGGAUCAAGUUUGAGGAGAAGGUGGAGAAGGGUGGCGAGCGCUGGAGCAAGCCUCAUGUGGCCACGCUGUCCUUACACAGCCUGAUGGAACUGAAAGCUUGCAUCGAGAAGGGCACCAUCAUGCUGGACCUGGAGGCCUCCACACUGCCACAGGUGGUUGAGCUGAUCACUGACAGUCAGAUCGAGACCGGCCAGCUGAAGGCGGACCUGAAGGAGAAGGUCAUGUACACGCUGCUACGGAAACAUCGCCACCAGACCAAGAAGUCCAACUUGCGCUCUCUUGCAGAUAUCGGCAAGAGUGUUUCCAGUGCAAGUAGGCUCUUCUCGAACCAGGAGAAUGGUAGCCCAACCACGACCCAUAGAAACCUCACCUCCAACAGCCUGAGCGACUUCUCUGACAAACCAGAGAAGGAUCAGCUCAAGAAUAAGUUCAUGAAAAAGUUGCCCCGCGAUGCCGAGGCAUCAAAUGUGCUGGUUGGAGAAGUGGAUUUCCUGGAAACCCCCUUUGUGGCAUUUGUUCGCCUGCAGCAGGCUGUCAUGCUGGGAGCCCUCACGGAGGUCCCUGUGCCCACCAGAUUUCUCUUCGUCCUGCUGGGCCCCAAAGGCAAAGCAAAGUCCUAUCAUGAGAUUGGAAGAGCCAUUGCCACUCUGAUGUCAGAUGAGGUAUUCCAUGAUAUUGCCUACAAAGCGAAGGACAGGCAGGACCUGCUGGCUGGUAUCGACGAGUUCCUGGAUGAGGUCAUCGUCCUGCCUCCUGGCGAGUGGGACCCUGACAUCAGGAUAGAGCCACCCAAGACUCUGCCCUCCUCAGACAAGAGGAAGAACAUGUACGCUGGAUUAGAGCCACCUCAGAUGAACGGUGACACUCCUCAUGAUCCGGGUCAUGGAGGAGGAGGAGGAGGACACGAAGUUGGAGAGGAGCUCCAGCGCACAAGAAAGUUCUGUGGAGGUCUUAUCCUGGAUAUCAAGCGGAAACUGCCAUUUUUUGCAAGUGACUUCUAUGAUGCGCUGCAUAUCCAGUCUCUGUCUGCCAUCCUGUUCAUCUAUCUGGGCACAGUCACCAACGCAAUCACGUUCGGAGGCCUGCUUGGAGAUGCUACAGAAAACAUGCAGGGAGUGUUGGAAAGCUUCCUGGGUACAGCACUGACAGGAGCAGUGUUCUGUCUGCUGGCUGGUCAACCGCUGACUAUCCUCAGCAGCACAGGCCCGGUGUUGGUCUUCGAAAGACUCCUCUUCACUUUCAGCAAAGACAAUGGCCUCGACUACCUUGAGUUCCGGCUGUGGAUCGGCCUGUGGUCGGCUAUACUCUGUCUGGUGCUGGUCGCCACAGACGCCAGCUUUUUGGUGCAGUAUUUCACACGGUUCACGGAGGAAGGCUUCUCUGCGCUCAUCAGCUUCAUCUUCAUCUAUGACGCUUUCAAAAAGAUGAUAAAGCUGGCCCACUACAACCCCAUUAACUCCGAAUACGAUCCCAACCUGGUCACUCAGUACGACUGCCGCUGUAUGCCUGGCAACUCAUCAGAACUCCUCGAUCUCUCUGCCUGGACAAACAGUACUGAUGUGCCGGUGAAUGCUACGUGGGCGUCCCUCACCAAGAAACAGUGUAAGCAGUACGGCGGGCAGCUAAUCGGAGAGAACUGUGGCUACGUGCCUGACAUCACCCUGAUGUCCUUCAUCUUGUUCUUUGGGACCUACACCUGCUCCAUGGGCCUGAAGAAGUUCAAGACGAGUCGCUUCUUUCCCACAACAGUGAGGAAGCUCAUCAGCGACUUCGCGAUCAUCUUGACCAUUCUUCUUUUCUGUGGCGUGGAUGCCUUCAUCGGUGUGGACACUCCAAAGCUCAUAGUGCCAAGUGAAUUCAAGCCCACAAGUCCAUUGAGGGGCUGGUUUGUUCCUCCAUUUGGAGGAAACCCUUGGUGGGUGUACCUGGCAUCUGCACUCCCUGCUCUGCUGGUCACCAUCCUGAUAUUCAUGGACCAGCAGAUCACUGCAGUGAUCGUCAACAGGAAAGAGCACAAACUUAAGAAAGGGGCCGGGUAUCACUUGGACCUGUUCUGGGUGGCCAUCCUGAUGGCGGUCUGCUCCUUCAUGGGCCUGCCGUGGUACGUGGCUGCCACUGUCAUCUCCAUCGCCCAUAUCGAUUCUCUGAAAAUGGAGACCCAGACGUCAGCCCCCGGGGAGCAGCCCAAAUUCCUGGGUGUCCGGGAACAAAGAGUCACUGGUAUCUUCGUGUUCCUCCUGACAGGACUCUCUGUCUUCAUGGCUCCCAUCCUGAAGUUCAUUCCCAUGCCUGUGCUCUACGGUGUCUUCCUCUACAUGGGUGUAGCAUCACUCAAUGGUGUCCAGUUUAUGGAUCGCCUGCAGCUGCUCCUCAUGCCCGCCAAGCACCAGCCCGACCUGAUCUACCUGCGACACGUCCCCCAGAGACGUAUCCAUCUCUUCACCUUCAUCCAGGGCCUGUGCUUGGCCCUCCUCUGGAUUCUCAAGUCCACUGUGGCUGCAAUCAUUUUCCCUGUCAUGAUUUUGGCAUUGGUUGCCGUCAGAAAGGCCAUGGACUACGUGUUCUCCCAACAUGACCUCAGUUACCUGGACGACGUCAUCCCAGAGAAAGACAAGAAGAAGAAAGAGGACGAGAAGAAAAAGAAAAACAAGAAGAAGGGAAGCAUUGACAGUGAAAUGGAAUUUUCUGACUACCCCUACCAUGAAAAUGUUCCCAGUAUAAAAAUCUCUAUGGAUAUGAUGGAACAGGAGCCCAUGUUGGGGGAUAAAUCUUUGGAUAGAGAUCAGCCGCAGACUUUCCUUAACCCGCAUUCACCGUGCUGAACACUACUAUGAGUCUCCCACUGUGGCCAAUCUUGAGAGAGGUUCGUGGACAAAAUAUUUGCCUCAGAUUCGACUCCGCCGUGACUCUGAGGAUAAUGGUGUCUUUUGGAAGAAGGGCUCUGAAACUGAUCUGUGACAGAAUCGUCCAAAGAUACAUCAGAACAUCCUCUUUUGUACUAUGAUACCACCUCAAACUGGUAUUUUUAAUAUUUCUCAUAUGAGGUUUUGAAUCCAAAUGGCUGGAAGUGUUUGUCUUAGCGUUGAAACACUUUGGUGGUACUGAAUUUUAAUGAGGGCUGAAACUAGAUCCAUUUCUUCAUCUACAGGAUUUCUUGCAGACAAUGAAGGGGUCACUUGAGGUCGUCUGUAUGCAGUUUUUAUGGGACGUCAAUAUCUUAAUAAUGUGUGUGCUAAUAAUUUAUCAAGCAUCAAAGAGAUCCAGGAUACAUGAAGUCUGUAGAACAGUGAUUUUUAUAUUAAAUGCACCACUUUGAUUUCACUCUUUACAUAUUAGGAGGAGCUUCUCACACUUUUUAAUAGCUUUAAUUUCAGUAAUACUGAACGCAACUGGCCUCUCUUCUCAUAGUACUGUUUUUAGUAGUUAUUUUUGAAGGUUUUAAGUCAUAACUACUGGAAUCUCGGGAUGCAAACAUAGUGGAGGUACUGCAUUUGGAGGCAAGCGGGAUUCCUUCUUUAACUGUCGUGAACAAAAGGGCUACAAAAAGUGAUCUGUGCACAGUCAUGAGCAGACCUUAAUGUUGUAUUUAUGGGCAUAUUGAUUAUUUAUCAGGCUUUACUCUAAGGCUGCGUAUUCAUAAACACAUCCAGAAGGUAACGUAAGAAUAGCAUGUUUCACUAUGGUAAGAUGCAAAUGGUUCAGUACCAUACAGACUGGAACUUCUCUUUUGUUUUCUGAUCUUGCUUUUCUUAUAUUUAUUAUAUUUAAUCGUACAGGAAAAUAUCUUGUUGGUGGAAUUUUAUGUGAGGCUUUGCCCUUUAACGUCCCCAAUUUGUGGAAAUUUGCUAGACUUUCUGUGAUCUGUAUCCACUCGGCUGUCUUUUCCCCGUUUUAGGGAGUUCUAGAUGCAUUAUACCCAUUUGUAGCUCUACCUCUUACUUUCUGUAGGUGCCAGGCAUUGUAUAUUAAAUACAUCUGUUGUGCAAUGAUUUCUGAUCAAACACUGAUUAUAUUUUGUUUUCCAGCUGGCACUACAUAGGAUCCCUGAAUCUACACUAUCACUUUCCUUUUGUUCUGUAACACUUUUAAGAUGUAGUAUUUUUGUUUGUCAAUGUGAAUAUGUAGAAUUUGAGAUGUUUUAAAGGGCAAUUCCACCCAAACAUUUUAUCACCAAAAACCAAGUAUUAGAGCUAUCUAAAUUUGACUUCACGUAACAAUAACGCAUCUAUUCCUUGAUGUUUCAAAUGCUGAAGUUGGGUGGAAACGUAUUUUACCCAUCUCUUGAAUGCAGUUCUCACACACUUGACCAUCAACUCAUUCCUUAAAGGUUACUUGGGUUGAAUUUUGAAUUUAAAAUGUGAUCUUAUUCAAAAGCUGUUAAUGUGAUUGAUUUUCCGUCUUUAACUACUUUUUGUGUAUUUUUUAAUGUAUUUUUAAUGCAAAUCAACAAUCACUGUGAGAGAAACAAUGUUGUGACUUCCAGUCCUGGAAAAACUACUGCUUCUUAGUGUACAGGGUAAAUAGUUAGUACAAGUUCACUUUAAGAUCAACAUUUUACUGAGGCAGUAGCAUCAAUGCAUUAUCUAAAUACCACUUAGUGACAGUUUGAUGAGCAGUGAAAUGCAUCAGUCUUUCAUUUUACUGUUGGUCUAGUUACAUGAUCACGGUUCUGUUGCUGAUUGAGGUAUGUGCUGUUAACUAAAACUGAUAUUUUUGCGUUCCGGAGUGUAAUGCAUCCCAAUCAUUUGAGAUAUACAUGUAUCCCUUGAAGAAAAGCACAUGUACAAUCAGUGCUGUUUCUGAUCUGUAGUGUAAGUAAGGGCUUUAAUUCAUGCUUUCGCAGUCGCAUCGAUAUGCUGUUAAAAUGUGAAGCACAAGACUGUUAAAGUUGCUUUGACACAAAAGCCACAUUGUCUUCCACUUUGUGCUGUGAUCUGUAUAUCCUGACUUUUUGACUUUCUCGUUCUGAUUCCACAAUUAAUGUAAUAUUUUUGAUGUUCGAACUGAAAUUAUUUUAUACAAGCAUCUUAUGUGCUCAAAUUACCGUAGGUUACUCAGAAGGAAGAACAUGUCAGUGUUUUUUUUAUGAAGUACUGUCCAACAUGAGAGCAAUAAAACAGUCCAAAUGAUUCUUAAA
Messenger RNA from Acanthochromis polyacanthus (spiny chromis), 5839 nucleotides. RefSeq names its product electrogenic sodium bicarbonate cotransporter 1-like. The transcript has 26 exons. Bases 297 to 3524 code for a protein of 1075 amino acids. The record is from RefSeq and is a predicted model, not a curated record. Gene Ontology annotation, biological process: transmembrane transport; regulation of intracellular pH; bicarbonate transport. NCBI's taxonomy places the organism in Eukaryota, Metazoa, Chordata, Actinopteri, Pomacentridae. Gene Ontology annotation, cellular component: basolateral plasma membrane; plasma membrane. Gene Ontology annotation, molecular function: solute:inorganic anion antiporter activity; monoatomic anion transmembrane transporter activity; sodium:bicarbonate symporter activity.